AUGUUCGACUCAAUGCCUCACAGCAACCUGUGGCUGUCCUUGGUCUUUGUGUUACAGUGUGGGAACUUUGCUGUGCUGGUGGAUCUUCACGUCCUGCCCCUGGGCAGCCAAGAGGACGCCAGCUGGUUUACUACAAGCCACAUCGAGGAAGUAACAACUCUGAUUCGUGGUGCUGUGGAUGUAAGAGUUCAGCAGUAUAUGGAGUCCAUUCAAAACGGAAGACAGCCAAAACACAAAAAGGAGCUAGUACCUGCUGCAGCUUUUAUUGUGAAAGGGAAAUAUUUCAACCUAGUUGCCAAUUUUCUGAAGCGCCACAUCAACCUUCGAUGUAUUGUCAAGCAGCACCAUGGUGAGUUGCGUGUGUUUCCUGAGCGCUACGUUGUGUGUGUGAGCCGUCCAGAGGAUGCCACAGCGAACUAUACAAAACCAAGCUCAACCGCAACCGAGCUGAGCGAACAAAGCAAAUCGGAAUAUUUUUCCAGAGACAGAGAAAUCCAAGAGUCUUUCAACUGCGCCGCAAAAAUAAAGAAGACUGCGCUUCAAAAGAUAGCCCAAAACGUCAAUGUCCAGCAAGAGCAGAAGAUUGAGCAAAGAGCCCAGGUUGAAGACCAAAGUGGGCUCAGAAAUCCAGACACAAGGUCCUUGGACAGUGUCACAGGUGUUGGGAGGACUUCACCUAUAAAGACGGAGCAACAGGUUGCAAGCUCAAAUGCUGUUCAUUCUCCAGACCCGCCCUCAGUAGGUUUGCGCCCACAUGAAAUCCUUCCAGGAAGCAAGCGGAGUAAGAGGACCAAACCCAGUGAUUCAGAAGACCCUCGCCCACUUAAGGCCAAGAGGACAGGCCUCGCUAGCCCUACGGCCGCAACGCAACCUCAGUCCAUACAAAUAUCCCAACGCGACCCUCUUCCUCCAGCCCAAAGCGAGCUGACGUCCAAGGCUUUCCCGGUCUCCGAGUACAAGAAAACCACAGUGGAAGUGGAGCUGCUUACUACAGGGAAACGGGACCAGAGGCUCCCCCUGGCAAGCAAUAACACAGCACAGACGAAGCAAAACAGGCUGGCCGCAAGUCGGAGGGGCCUAUCUGUCAAGCUCGCAUCCUCCCGCUCCUCUAUUAGUUCCAGAUCCACAGGCGAGCCAGAGCAAAGGCAAAAUGUGCCCAGAACCUCCAGAUUACGACUCAAGAGGUCCUGA
Nerophis lumbriciformis (worm pipefish) is the source of this 1191-nucleotide messenger RNA. The record is from RefSeq and is a predicted model, not a curated record. Lineage: Eukaryota; Metazoa; Chordata; Actinopteri; Syngnathiformes; Syngnathidae.